Agelaius phoeniceus (red-winged blackbird) is the source of this 1392-nucleotide messenger RNA. RefSeq names its product G protein-coupled receptor 39 (gene GPR39). Gene Ontology annotation, biological process: G protein-coupled receptor signaling pathway. The record is from RefSeq and is a predicted model, not a curated record. Gene Ontology annotation, molecular function: G protein-coupled receptor activity. Lineage: Eukaryota; Metazoa; Chordata; Aves; Passeriformes; Icteridae. Gene Ontology annotation, cellular component: membrane.
AUGGCAGGAAAGACACCCGCUUCAGACUGUUCUCCUGUCAUUGACCACAGCCACGUCCCGGAGUUUGAGGUGGCUCUGUGGGUCAAGAUCACCUUGGCCUUGGUCUACAUCUGCAUCUUUGUCGCGGGCCUCUUGGGCAACAGUAUCACCAUCAAAGUCACCAGGAUCCUGCAGAAGAAAGGCUACCUGCAGAAGGAGGUCACUGACCACAUGGUGAGCCUGGCCUGCUCCGACCUGCUGGUCAUCCUGCUGGGCAUGCCCGUGGAAUUCUUCAGUGCCAUCUGGAGCCCCUUUUCCACCCCCAAUGGCAACAUUGCCUGCAAGCUCUACUACUUUCUCUUUGAGGCCUGCAGCUACGCCACGGUGCUGCACGUGGCCACGCUCAGCUUUGAGAGGUACGUGGCCAUCUGCCACCCCUUCAAGUUCAAGGCCGUGUCUGGGCCCCGCACGGUGAAGCUGCUCAUUGCCUUUGUCUGGGGCACAUCCCUCAUUGUGGCUCUGCCCCUGCUCUUUGCCAUGGGCACAGAAUAUCCCCUGGAGGCCAUCGAGGGCUACGAGAGAACGAGCUCCUGUGUCAAGCCUACUCCCAGGCACUACAUUCCUGAGCUGAAGCACAACAUGACCAUCUGCACCUGCCUCUCCUCCAGGUGGUCUCUGUUCCAAGCCAGCAUCUUCAGCGCCUUUGCUGUGUACAUCAUCGUGCUGGGCUCUGUCACCUUCAUGUGCCACAGCAUGAUGAAAGCCCUGAUGAUCCACAAGAAGGGGGCUGUGACAGUGAAGGGUGGACUGAAGCACCAGGAGCAGUACCUGAGGAAAAGUGAAAGUUCAGAGGGCAGGAGCUCCAGGAGACAGAUCACUUUAUUCCUGGGACUGAUCAUCGCCACGCUGGCGGUUUGCUGGAUGCCAAACCAGGUCAGGAGGAUCAUGGCAGCCGCCAAACCCAAGCAGGACUGGACCUACCCCUACUUCAAAGCCUACAUCACCCUCCUUCCCAUCGCCGACAUCUUCUUCUACCUCAGCUCCGUGGUGAACCCGCUGCUGUACAACAUCUCCUCGCAGCAGUUCCGCAGCGUGUUCCUGCAGGUGCUGUGCUGCCGCCUCACGCUGCAGCACGCCAACAGGGAGAGGUUCCUCAGGGCCAACCAGAGCUCUGGGGCGCGGAGCAGCCGCUCCCUGCGCCCCCUGCUCUUCACGUCCUCCAGGCACGGCUCUUCCGCCAAGGGCAACGCCAAAGUUUUCCUGAGCACCUUCCAGAAGGAGCCCACGCCCGGCUGCAGCCCACAGGAGACGGGUUCUGCACCCUCAGAUCCCAGUCCGGAAGCGACGCCCCUCGAGAGCGGCUCAGAGCCCGGUCAGGGCGCACAGAACGGCCUCCGUGAACAUCAAGUGUGA